AUGUCGCUUGGUACUACUUUCGGAGGCGAUUGUUGCCCGAACGGCUAUAUGUGCGCAACGGCAACGGACGCACCGUGUCGUCUGACGCUCAGGCUGGACUUCGUCACUGAAACAAUAACGAGCACCGUCGGGUCAAUGGUGAGCGUAUGGACAACGACGAGCGCGAUCGACCCCCCUUCAACCGCUGCAGACCGUGUACCCGAAAUCUCCAGUUCUGACAGUAGUUUAACUGCGUCACAAAUUGGGGGUAUCAUCGGCGGUGUUCUAGGCGCCGUCCUUGCGAUAAUAACCGUGGUUGUGCUCUUGAUACGCCGCCGCCGAAAAGAACUGCUCGCCGCAGGCCACUCGGAAAGGGUGUUCCAAAAAGGGGAGUUGGACGGACAGGGGUGGCAGCGUGCAGAGCUACAGGAGAUGGCUUCGGGAAAUCACAUCGUGCCCGCCGAGCUGGCCGGCGGUCAUUCGCAGCAUGAGCUUGUCGGAAGUUACGAAGCCCAUGGAACAUCGGAGCUGCAUGGCUCUAGGCCCUAUUAUUCGCCAUUGGGAACAAACACCUAG
Molecule: messenger RNA, 555 nt
Organism: Chaetomium globosum CBS 148.51
Lineage: Eukaryota; Fungi; Ascomycota; Sordariomycetes; Sordariales; Chaetomiaceae
Exons: 3
Coding region: 1-555 (184 amino acids)
Source: RefSeq, a predicted model, not a curated record